UUUUAUGAGGAAAUAGGAUAAGAUGGUGAAAUAUGUUUUAGUGGUGGAAAUGCAUUAGAUGGAGGGACAGUGUUUAGUUUUGGUCAUCUGUGGAUGGCAUCUUGUAUCCCAAAUUCUGUGUCAUUCCAAGGAUGGAAGACAAGCCCAUAUUGCUUAUUCGGUUGGAACAUAGGCAGAAAAAGAGUUGAUGACAAACCUCAGACAAAAUACCAUGAUAUUGAUCUCACUUUCUCAACUUCUCUUCUUGACAAAACAUUUUUGAAAGGUAAGGAACUGAAAUGCUGCUACCGAGCAACUAUUGAUGGAUUUAGUGCAACAGAUUUCCACCAAUAUUGUGACUUUAAAGGACCAUGUGUAAUAAUAGGAUAUACAAACAAGUCUUUCAAGUUUGGUGCAUUUAAUCCUGAAGGAUACAGAAGCACAGAUGAUUACUAUGAUACAUUUGAUCCCUUUCUAUUUUAUUGGACAGAAAAUAAAACCGAACCCAUUAUUUUGCCCAAAGUAGGUGGAAGUGGUGCAGCUCUGUUUGAUUAUGCUCGUGGUGGGCCACAAUUUGGGGCAGAUGGGCUUCUUAUUGGGCCCCCAUUAGCACCAGUUAUGGGUGGAUUUGCUGGGCCUGAUACUAAUUCUGGUGUUGGUGACUUAACACAAGCUAAGUCUAGAUUGGGAUUGUCUUAUGCCAAAAGAGAGGAUGGAAAGGAAUCUAUUUUUGGUGAUGAGUCUAGAGCAACUAUUCAGGAAGUAGAAGUGUUUUGUAGCCCCAAAAUUGCAAGCUUAUACUAGAACUUCAUUAGGGGCAAGGAAUACUAUACUAUAAACUCCCUCCUAAGUGAACUAUAACAAAAAAUAAUAUUUGAAAAAUUGAUGUAACUCGUCUAAAAUUCGAUAAGAUAUUAUUAUUUUUUUUGCAUAUA
Molecule: messenger RNA, 914 nt
Organism: Cicer arietinum (chickpea)
Lineage: Eukaryota; Viridiplantae; Streptophyta; Magnoliopsida; Fabales; Fabaceae
Source: RefSeq, a predicted model, not a curated record